Cuscuta europaea is the source of this 1433-nucleotide messenger RNA. NCBI's taxonomy places the organism in Eukaryota, Viridiplantae, Streptophyta, Magnoliopsida, Solanales, Convolvulaceae. The record is from the annotation of a GenBank genome assembly.
CAUACAUUAACUCUUCCAAAACAAUUGUAUUGAGCUCAUUAUUAUAAAAUCCAUUAUAUUUUGUAUUCCUAAUUCUUAUAUAUUCCCAUCAUAAAUCCUCAAAGUAUUAUUUAGCUAAAAUAAUAAUCAUCUUCUUUUUUCUUCCCGCCUUGAUUCUUGUACGUAGCCCAUUAUCUUCCAUUUAUUCAAUUGAUUAUUUGAAUUAGCACAAAAAUUGCUAAAACAAUUUGGCGCCCACCGUGGGGCCUCGUGCAAGAGAAAGAUCGAUCAUGGCUGGAACAAAUCAAUGGUUGAUUGAAUUUCAUAAACAGCUAGAAACGGCAAAAGAGGAAAUCCGACGUGAGAUGGCGGAACAAACGGCCCACAUUCAACGGGAGAAUGACGUUCUUCUUUCACAAGUGCAGUCAGUGGUGUCGAUAGCUUCAAACUCCAUGAUUAACCGGAGGAGAGACACCAAGACUAUCGCCACGAAACUGGAUCUUGGUUUCACCCCGGCGGUGACGGAUCCACCUGCAACGAUGACGGAUCACAUCUCCCUCACACUAGGCCUAUCGCCAACCGGAGAACUUCAAUCAACGGUCAUCUCACAGCUCAUCCCCUAUACACCUCUCGUUCCUGAGACAACUCCCGCUCCCAGCAUACCAACUUGUUUCUUUCCGGAGUCCCUUCCUCCCGAAUCAAGAACGACAGACUUACACUCAACCACUCAAAGCAUACAGAUGGUUUCCGCCAUGUCAGCCCCGACGGAGCCCUCAGUACCUCACUACAUAAGCAGAAAUCAUGGAGAGCCCGGUCCGUCCAGUUUCGUGCAGAACCGCAGACGGAAUAUUUCUGACGACCUGCUACCUGAGGUUCAGACACAACGACCGCGUACACCAGUCACUUUGACGGAUCAAAAUUGUGGGGGGCGAUGUCUAGAAAUCAUAUUCAUUCCUUCACCAACCUGUCCCGAAGCGACUCAGAUGGCAGGACCAACGGUUCCAAUAGGAGGACUACUUCAACCAGGUAUGGCGGACACAGUCUAUGAUGAUGGACCAGCUACGACAAAUGCAGGAGAGAAUUAAUGCAAUUCCUGGAGUUCCCCCUCCACUUGACAUAGCGUCUCAAACGUGUUAUGAAGACUCACCUUUUGACGGUUCGAUCAUUCGUGUCGAACUGCCAAAUAAAUUUGACGUACCAACCAUGGAGCCAUUUGAUGGAACCACGGAUCCGGGAGAACAUGUUGCACGAUAUAAGUAAGUGAUAUCGACAGUCUCUGUUAGAACUGAACAGAAAGAGGCAUGUAAGUGUCGUGGAUUCAGCAUGACAUUGACCGGUCCAACUUUGACAUGGUUCGUCAAUCUUCCGAAUGGGAGCGGCGGUUCUGAUGGACAGUGUACCCGGGGGUAGCUUAUCUGAGGGGUUAUUGCGGAGAAUAACUAGAGAGAAGUCAG